AUGGAAGGUAUGGUGGUAUCAAAGCGGUAUGGAAGGUAUGAAGAUAUGCAAGCGGUAUGGAAGGUAUGAAAGCGGAUCACAAGUAUGAUGAUAUAAAUAAAUAUUCAUUACAAGGUGUUGAAAAGAUGAAUGAUGUACUAACAACGGACUAUUUUCGUUCUGCAAAUAAGAAACACUCUAACAAAUAAAGUGCCGCAUAUGUCGUAAAACUCGACGCUUCCAGCGCCACCAGGGCAUGCGACACACGGUUCGGGUUGCGACUUAUUAUUUAUAUUUUGUGAGAGUGAGACUCUAUAUCAUAAGGUAAUGAAACACAUGGUCUCAACUGGGAAUCGAACCCUGGACCUUGGUUCAUCGUACCAAAGCUCUAACCACUGAGCUAUUGAGACCCAGCAUUAACCAUGUUAUUCAUUCUUUUUGAACGUUAUGACUAUCGAUAUACUAUGAAAUUGUUGAUUUUAUAAAAUGACCAGAGGGUCUACGGAUAGUUUAGCCUAAUGUUAAAGGAUGGCGUAUGCCUAAAACCUUUAACUCGUCGCAAGUUUAUCCGGUAGAAAGUGUGUGUAUAUUUUGUGACAGUGAGACUCUAUGUCAUAAGGUAAUGAAAAACACGGUGUCAACUGGGAAUCGAACCCUGGACCUUGGUUCACCGUUCCAAAGCUCAAACCAUCGAUCUCACCAUGUACGCAUCGAUAGUCAUAACGUACCAAAAGCAUGAAUAACAUGGUUAAUGCUGGGUCUCAAUAGCUCAGUGGUUAGAGCUUUGGUACGGUGAACCAAGGUCCUGGCUUCGAUUCCCAGUUGAGACCAUGUUUUUCAUUACCUUAUGACAUAGAGUCUCACUCUCACAAAAUAUACACACACUUUCUACCGAAUCAACUUACACACCCAUACAGCCAUGUGGCGGUGUGCGAUACUCAUAACGUACAAAAAGAAUGAAUAACGUGGUUAAUGCUAGGUCUCAACAGCUCACUGGUUAAAGCUUUGUUACAGACUACCAAGGUCCUAGGUUCCAUUCCCAGCUGAGACCAUGUUUUUCAUUACCUAAUGACAUGGAGUUUCACUCCCACAAAAUAUACCCACUUUCUGCCGGAUAAACUUACACACCCAUACAGCCAUGUGGCAACGUGCGAUAGUCAUAACCCACAAAAAGGAUGAAUAACAUGGUUAAUGCUGGGUCUCAAAAGCGCGGUGGUUAGAGGUUUCGUACGGUAAGGCAAGGUCCCAGGUUCGAUUCCCAGUUGAGACCAUGUUUUUCAUUACCGUAUGACAGAGAGUCUCACUCUCACAAGAUGCACACACCUUCUACCGGAUAAACUUACACACCCAUACAGCCAUGUGGCAGUGUGCAGUACCCAUAACGUACAAAAAGAAUGCACAACAUGGUUAAUGCUGGGUCCCAAUAGCUCGGUGGUUAGCGGUUUCGUAGGGUGAACCAAGGUCAUGGGUUCCAUUCCCAGUUGAGACCAUGUUUUUCAUUACCUUAUGACAUAGAGUCUCACUCUCGCAAAAUAUACACACACUUUCUACCGGAUAAACUUGCGACGAGUUAAAGGUUUUAGCAUACGCCAUCCUUUAACAUUAGGCUAAACUAUCCGUACGACCACUGGUCAUUUUCGAAAAUCAACAAGUACAUACUAUAUCGAUAGUCAUAACGUUCAAAAAGAAUGAAUAACAUGGUUAAUGAUGGGUCUCAAUAGCUCGGUGGUUAGAGGUUUCGUACGGUGAGGCAAGGUCAUGGGUUCGAU
Molecule: messenger RNA, 1748 nt
Organism: Didymodactylos carnosus
Lineage: Eukaryota; Metazoa; Rotifera; Eurotatoria; Philodinida; Philodinidae
Source: the annotation of a GenBank genome assembly